CGCGUUCCAAUUGUGCCAUCGCCUCCUUCCUUCUUCUUACCCUAGCUUCAGCUAGUUCUAAUACGUACAUCAUCACCGGUCGCCAACGACCCAACCGUACCAUCUAUCCCACCGCCUUCCACAAUGAAUUUAGUACCGUUGCAAGCCCUAGCUAAUUCAGUAGAAGCUAAGGAAGAGGACGUCCUUGAUGCCUCUGAUGAAGCGGUGGCUGCCGCCGCUGUGGUCCAAGAGAAACAGACUAUUACCGCUCCUGUAUCAACACAUCAUGUCAUAAGACAACGAUAUGAAGAGAAGCGUCAAACCCAUGUUGUCGUGGAGCGACCGAAGGCCACACCCUCGUUCGCCAUUAGCGGAGUUGAGGGAAGGUUGGGAGGAACAUGUCCCGACGUCAGUAAGCAAUUCACCUUGCCCAAUUUUGAUCGGGUUAAUUGGAAAUAUGGGAAAAGGCAGUUGGGAGAUGGAGGUAACCUCUACAUCGCGAGAAGCGGGAACUUGGUUCAUGGUCGCAUUGGGCCAUCCAUGGAAAGUUUGUCCGGUUAUAUGAUGUAUGAGGUUGAUCAUGAAAAUUCCAUCAGUCGCGUUACCAACGUAGAGAUGAUGGAGUGUGUUAAGAACACUAACGUGGCCCAAGCUGGAGGUCACGGGAAGGAAGAAAGAAUGCAUGUUGGGGAGUCCAGGUUAAACGCGGGGUUGAGGACAACAAGGUAUGGAUAUAAUUGCUUUGCUUGGUUUGUGGAAAGAGCCUCCUCCCAAGUGUACGUACCUGGUAUAAAUGAAUGGAUGCAGGGAAUAUUUGAUUCCACGCAGAGGAGGGAGGAAGAAGUGGGAGCUAGAGCUACUGGUGUAGUAUUCGUUCCCGUCCCUGAUCCUAACUGGAAACUACGCAAAUGAGGUUGGCGGAGGUGCGCAUCUACUUACUUCACUGGUGUCAGUACGUGGGAACGUUUCUACUACAUCAAUCCCGGUUGAAGUGGGUGUGGUUUUCCCGUGAACCUUGUGGACAAGGUUCUUUUAAGGGAGUAGGGAUGUUACGAGAUCGAGCCAUCGUAGCAUUUCAUUAAUUACUGGGCUUGCAUAUCUUUAGUAUUUUAUUAUUAGUUCGUAUUUGGUAUUAUUGGGUCUUUAUUAUUAUUGUCUUAAUUAGUGUUUUCCUUGUUUAAGUAGUAUUUGGUUAUUUGUUGGUAAUAUCCUUAGAGGUUUAGGAGUCAUAAUCUAGAUAGGUAAACGUAGAGGCUUUGUGCCUAUAAAUAUGUACUUGUUUC
Molecule: messenger RNA, 1262 nt
Organism: Linum trigynum
Lineage: Eukaryota; Viridiplantae; Streptophyta; Magnoliopsida; Malpighiales; Linaceae
Source: the annotation of a GenBank genome assembly